Molecule: messenger RNA, 1355 nt
Organism: Elaeis guineensis (African oil palm)
Lineage: Eukaryota; Viridiplantae; Streptophyta; Magnoliopsida; Arecales; Arecaceae
Source: RefSeq, a predicted model, not a curated record
CCUUGCCUGUCGCGCAAAACGAGCUCGUUCUCCUCUGCUUCCUUACGGCGUGUCAUCCUGUAAGAUCGAAGGGCGGUAGAGGUUCAGCCCAUCAAUCGCCAGACGGCAGUGUUCGCAGCCCCCAAUUCGUUUCCCCGACCAUCAUCAACCCCUGGUCCCCUGCCAGAGUCCAGUAAUUUCCAAAGAAUGGAGCAGGAGGUAGAGGGAAUCGCAAAAUCACAUGGACCCUUUCGCCUCCAUCGGUGACGAGGUUGGUCAGCCCUCCGACUCCCAGGAGGAUCGCCUCCUCCACUCCAAUCUCAUCAACGUCUCCCCCGUCCCCUACUCCCUCCCCCCCGCCGACGCCUCCUCCGGCGCUGCCGGCUGCGCUGGUGGGUUGGACCUCCCCAAGGUGGACGACAAAGGGAAAUCUCCGGCCGUCGCUGGAGAAGCCCCCAACGGCGGGCACGAGAUCCCAGGUCCGUCCAAACGCUGCAAGAUGAAAUCUUGUGCUUCUAGGCGGAGACGAGGGGGCAUCCAGAUUAGGUCCUCCACCUCGCCUGGCGGAACGCCUCCCGACGGUGAUGGGGAGUUUGGAUUUGGGGAACCAUCAUCGAGGCCAGAUCAAGAAGACGGCAUGCGAUUGGAGAAUCCCCAAUCCGAUCCGAAUGCCCAGGCGAGCACCAGUAUGAACCCAGAUUUUGCUGCUGAGGUUGUUCCAGGGUCGAGAAAGCUGCCGGCUUCGAUCCGAAAUCCACCACCGGCGGAAGGGAAUGAGGGCUCUUCUAGUUCUGCUGCCGGUGGUCGGAAUUCACCACCUUCGAUCCCGAGGGCUGUUGUUUCUGUUGCCGAGGGCAGUCUUCUGGAUGUCAUUAAGAUGUUCUCUGAAACGCCUAGCAGGAGAUUUGCUGAUGUUGAUUUACUAGAAAUUCUUGACAUGAAAGGCGCAGCGUUCCGUCCGCCCCAGUGGUGGCGUCCGGAGGGCUACGGCGAUUAGGUAAAGAUUGCUGAUAAAAAAAAAAAUGAACUUUAGGUCGAACGACCACUAUGUGUCUAUUCUAGUGUAUUCGAUGGAAUAAAUUGAUUACAGUAUUCUUUUCUUCCGUAAAAGUAUAAGGAAUUUUGUAUCAUGAUGCAUUUUGUCGUCACCUGAAGUUGGGUUUUCGGGAAAAGCUUUCCUUUCUUGAUUCGGAAGGUUAGCUGUAGGUUCUUUCUUCUUGUGGCCCUGGGUGGAAACAAAUGCUUGGAAUGGUGCUGUUUUGAAUGGUUUGGUAUGCUCAAAUAUGAUGUAUGGGUUACAAACAGCAUGUGCUUACUCGCCAAAUAAAAAAAAAAACAAUUUUUUAAGCACCUUUUUAAGUAGUACUAUCAACUUU